Messenger RNA from Dendronephthya gigantea, 3538 nucleotides. Its product is annotated as lactase-phlorizin hydrolase-like. Gene Ontology annotation, molecular function: beta-glucosidase activity. The transcript is spliced from 14 exons. Lineage: Eukaryota; Metazoa; Cnidaria; Anthozoa; Malacalcyonacea; Nephtheidae. The record is from RefSeq and is a predicted model, not a curated record. Gene Ontology annotation, biological process: carbohydrate metabolic process.
UUUCGGAAGGACAAGGAUCAGAUGACACAGAUAUAUAAUAUAUCUAUGUUGGCAAUUGCUAAGAAGGCGUAGUCAUGGACUCGCGAUAUACGCUUAUUAUUUUCAUUGCGUUAUGUUUAAAUUCCAAACGCAUCAACGGUCAAACACAGUUGUAUCGAGGCGUGUUUCCAGAUGAUUUUAUUUGGGGCUGCGCAAGCUCAGCGUACCAAAUCGAAGGUGCUUGGAAUAUCGAUGGCAAAGGCGUGAAUAUUUGGGACACGUUCACUCACACACCAGGAAAUGUAUGGGGAAAUCAUACUGGAGACGUAGCGUGCGAUAGUUAUCACAAGUAUAAAGAAGAUGUGAAGCUUCUCAAAUCCUUAGGCGUGCAAUAUUAUAGAUUUUCACUCUCUUGGUCACGAAUACUUCCGAACGCUACGGCAGAUUACGUGAACCCCAAGGGUAUAGAAUACUACAACAACCUGAUUAACGAAUUGUUGAAAAAUGACAUUAAACCCAUGGUCACGUUGUACCAUUGGGAUUUGCCACAACCUUUGGAAGAUAUUGGUGGAUGGCUCAACGUAAACAUUAGCGAUGCAUUCAGCGAAUAUGCAAGAGUUUGCUUCAAGAAUUUUGGCGAUCGAGUGAAAUUUUGGGCUACUCUCAAUGAACCGUGGGUUUCUGCUGUCAUAGGUUAUGGCAACGGUGUUCAUGCGCCUGGUAUCGAACGGCCAAAAGACGGACCUUACUUAGCGGGCCACACGUUAUUGCUUGCUCACGGAAAAGCGUGGCAUGUGUACGACAAGGAAUUUUGAAAGCAACAAAAAGGCAGAGUCUCAAUCGUUUUGAAUUCCGACUACCAUUUUCCUGAGACAAAUAAAGAGGCCGAUUUGAAGGCUGUCGAACGUGGAAUGGCAUGGACAUUGGGUUGGUUUGCAAAUCCUGUCUACGUUAACGGAGAUUAUCCCGAAGUGAUGAAAACGUUGAUAGCGAGGCAUUCAACAUUGAAUAGGGAAUCAAACAGACUUCCACAAUUCACUGAAGAAGAGAAGAAAAUGUUGAAUGGGACAACAGAUUUCUUUGGCCUCAAUCAUUAUACAUCGGUGAUGUGUAGAGACAUUGACUACGGCAAGGCUGAUUGGAAUUAUUGGAUUGACAACGAGAUCCAAACCUUCAGGAAGAGUUCGUGGCUUCCAGGUGCUCCCUCAUGGUUGUACAAGGCUCCACAAGGACUGCGUCAACUUCUCUCUUAUAUAAAAAAGAAUUAUGGCGACCCAGAAAUUUAUAUCACCGAAAACGGUUGGAGUGAGAAGGGGGAAGAUAUGAGGGUCGGAGAAGCAGCGCUGAAUGAUACCGAAAGAGUUGGUUAUUACACGGAGUAUAUCAAUGAAGCUCUGAAGGCUUCGCGGCUGGAUGGUGUUAAUGUAAAAGGUUACUUUGCUUGGUCGUUGAUGGAUAACUUUGAAUGGCACACAGGAUAUCACGAACGUUUUGGGAUUCACAGGGUUAACUUUAGCGACCCCGAACGAAGACGUGUUCCGAAACAAUCGUCAAAGGUGUACGCAAAAAUUGUCGCAGACAACGGUUUUCCCGCAAUGGUUUUCCCGACGAAUAAAACGACAACUCCCAAGCCUGAUAGUGGUACGCCUGGUGCAAAGAAUCAGUACAUCUUUGAGGUGAUUUUGAUGGCGAUGUUUUUUCACGUGUUUUUUUUGCUCCAAGCAAUAGUCAUGGCAGUACAAGAAAUACUCAUUAUCGCUUUAGUACUGUGCCUGAGUGACGCAGUGUGUGGAAAUGAUGUGAAGUUGUAUCGAGGCACGUUCCCAGAUGAUUUUAUUUGGGGCUGCGCAAGCUCCGCGUACCAGAUCGAAGGUGCUUGGAAUAUCGAUGGCAAAGGCGUGAAUAUUUGGGACACAUUCACUCACACACCAGGAAAUGUAUGGGGAAAUCAUACUGGAGACGUAGCGUGCGAUAGUUAUCACAAGUAUAAGGAAGAUGUGAAGCUUCUCAAAUCUUUGGGUGUCAAAUAUUACAGAUUUUCCCUCUCGUGGGCAAGGAUUCUUCCGAACGGCACCGCGGACAAUGUCAAUCCCAAAGGAAUCGAAUACUACAACAAUCUGAUCGACGAAUUAUUGAAGAAUGAUAUCAAACCGAUGGUUACGUUGUAUCACUGGGAUCUACCACAAGCCCUGGAAGAUAUGGGAGGAUGGCUCAACUUUAGUAUAAGUAAUAUUUUCAGGGAUUACGCAAGAGUUUGCUUCAAGAAUUUUGGCGACCGAGUUAAAUUUUGGGCUACAUUGAACGAGCCUUGGGUUUCGGCUAUCAUAGGUUAUGGCACUGGCGUACACGCCCCUGGUAUUAAACGGAUGAAAGAUGGACCAUACCUAGCGGCUCACACCUUAUUGCUAGCCCAUGGCAAGGCUUGGCAUGUGUACGACAAGGAAUUUCGAGAAAAACAGAAAGGUAGAAUCUCAAUUGUAUUGAAUGCUGACUGGCAUUUUCCGCAGGAGAACAAGCAACGGUUUUUCGAGGCGACAAAACGUGGCAUGGAGUUUUUCUUGGGGUGGUUUGCAAAUCCAAUCUACGUCAAUGGAGAUUAUCCAGAGGUGAUGAAAACUUUGAUAGCGAAACACUCCCAAAUGGAGGGAAUUCCAAACAGGCUUCCGCAGUUCACUGAAGAAGAGAAAAAAAUGUUAAAUAGAACAGCCGAUUUCUUUGGAUUAAACCAUUACACGUCAACAAUGUGUGGUAAUCUUACGCACUUCAAAAACAUUUCUGCUGUGGACUGGAAUUACUGGGUUGAUAGAGAGAUAUACACCUACACAAAUGGAUCAUGGUUACGUGGUGCUCCCUCGUGGUUGAAUAAAGUUCCUCAAGGACUACGGAAUCUCCUGUCUUAUAUAAAGAAGAACUAUGGGAACCCGGAAAUUUAUAUCACCGAGAACGGAUGGAGUGAGAAAGGGGAAGAUGUGAGGGUCGGCGAAGCAGCGCUAAAUGAUACUGAAAGAGUUGGUUAUUACACGGAGUAUAUUAAUGAAGCCUUGAAAGCUUCGCGGCUGGAUGGUGUUAAUGUCAAAGGCUACUUUGCCUGGUCUUUGAUGGAUAACUUUGAAUGGCACACAGGAUAUCACGAGCGUUUUGGGAUUCACAGGGUUAACUUUAGCGACCCCGAAAGAAAACGUGUUCCGAAACAAUCGUCAAAGGUGUACGCAAAAAUUGUCGCAGACAACGGUUUCCCCGCAAAGGUUUUCCCGACGAAUAAAACGACAACUCCCAAGCCUGAUAGUGGUACGCCUGGUGCCAGGAAUCAGCACAUCCUUGUGGUAAUUUUGAUCGCCAUGCUUUUGCACAUAUAAUUUCUUUUGCUGAAAUUUGAAUUGCUAUAAUAGUCAUUUAGUGUGUAAUGAAGAAAGUACCUAUAUAAAGUGAUUUAAAAGAGACUGAUGAUUAAUUAUAUGUGAACAUUUGAUUUUUCAUGGAAUUUUGCCGGUUCACAAUUUUUGCAGCAAAUAAAUGUUUGUCUUCCCCCUUUAUACGCAAAUUUUGUAUUUGAUUAUUG